AUGGAUUUGGGCCGCUGCACGUGGGGAGGCCCCACAUUUCAUUGGACGCUUCCUCGACGAACAUCACCAGAAAAAGCCUGUGAAGGACGUAUGCAGGACUUGGCGAAGCGUUGGUCCUCGGAGUUGAGGUGCGCUUGGGCCAAGGAGGCUGAUGGGCCGGAGCUCCCGCCAGAGCUCUUGGAGAAGCUUCGACCUGGCGCUUUCCAGGGCCGUGGUGUGCUCGCGAUCUUCAAGCCCGCAGGGGUCAGUAGUGAAGCGGCUGCCGAGCUGCUCCAGGCGGACGCCUCUUCGGCCGGUUGGACUGGAAAGCUCACGUUGGUCUCGCGACUGGAUCGUCAGACCUCCGGCGUGCUGCCCUUGGCCGUGGGGUCUGACUCCGCGGCAUCUGGCAGCUUGGCCUGGCUCCAGGCGCAGUUUGCCGCGCAGCAGGUGAGCAAGGAAUACCUGUGCCUUUGCUGCGGCACUCCGCCGGCCAGAUCCGGCCGCCGGGUCAUUGACUCACCCCUACGGCUGCAGCGUUCACGCCCCUCCAUUGGCGAACCAUGCGUGGUGAAUCAUCCACGUGGAAAGGAGGCGCGGACGGAGUAUGAAGUCAUCGAGGUCUUUGGGACCAGUGCGUCGCAGGUGCUGUGCUUGCUCCGGGUGUGCCCAGUAACCGGCCGGACGCAUCAAAUCCGUGCACACCUGGCAUCUGUGGGACUGCCCUUGGUGGGAGACCGAAGCUAUGGCGACCCCAGCAGGUUCACCUGCCGCACCUUCCUCCACUGCCGCACCGUGGCGCUGCAAGACCUCCACGGCGCGCCCUUCCGCGCGGAAUUUCCUCUGCCCGAGGACCUUCAGCGAAUUCUGACGUCGCUCAGGGCGGCGGAACAAAAGGAGAGACGGAGCGUUGCACCGACCAAGAGAGACGAGGAGCGUAGGACUGACCCAGAUGGAGCGGUUGCGGAAUUCUCAGACCAAGGCAUGGGACUGCCUUGGGACCUCACCCCGGAUUUGGGACCAGCCGGAAAGUACAAGUCCCGAGCCAGAAGUACACUCAGUGUUGUUGCGGACCACUUGGAUGCAGUACAGUUGCACCGAAGCUGGCUGGGCAGUCACCCAUGGCCGGAGGGCUGUGGGGCUAAGCUGGGUUCGGGGGACCUUUUCCUGGGGCAAUGGGGGGUUAGUUGGGCCAAUCGCAUUUAG
Messenger RNA from Durusdinium trenchii, 1185 nucleotides. The record is from the annotation of a GenBank genome assembly. Lineage: Eukaryota; Dinophyceae; Suessiales; Symbiodiniaceae.